Messenger RNA from Cercospora beticola, 4909 nucleotides. It is a transcript of the gene NTE1, whose product is annotated as lysophospholipase. The record is from RefSeq and is a predicted model, not a curated record. Gene Ontology annotation, molecular function: phosphatidylcholine lysophospholipase A1 activity. Gene Ontology annotation, cellular component: endoplasmic reticulum. Gene Ontology annotation, biological process: lipid metabolic process. Lineage: Eukaryota; Fungi; Ascomycota; Dothideomycetes; Mycosphaerellales; Mycosphaerellaceae.
CGCGUUAGCUUCCGACUGAAUCGUGUCCACCACAGCAGCAAUUCCACGGCCACAGCUACCAGCAGACGUCCAGAGCCAGCUGGAAGCUCUCGACUACCCCACGAAACACCAUGUUGACGCGGAGUGCGUGAUUCGCCGUUGCACGUGCUGAGCCACAGCGCUCUUCCUGGUGAGGCGCCUCGAGCUCACCAAAGCACAUACCUGGCCCACGUGUCGCCGGCCAUGGAUGGGAGCGCAGCGUUUUCCUCGGCGUCUGCUGCCACACAACAGCUCGCUGCCAAAGCCAGCGCCUUUGCUCCCGACAGCAGCGUCGUUGUUAACUCCCCGGCCGGCACUCCCGCGUCUGCUCGGUCCAUCUUGAGUAUGCUUGGAGGCUUACUUUUGGGCAUUUUCACUGUCGUGCCGAGCAUCCUCUACUGGACUAUCUCAUUCGUGACUUACACGCUACCAACAUGGCUCUUCUCGUUCUUGUCGACCAGUCUGACCUUCACGAUGAACAUGACGACGCUCCUGCUGCUCUUGGUCGCCGUAGCCUCCACGCUGAGCUGGUUCGUGCGGUACAGGUUCAUGAACAUGUACUCUCGCCUGCCGCCCGAACCACAACGCAAAGAGCCGCAGAUCGAGAUCUUCCCAGAUUCGCAGGAGACAGACUCAAAGCCGGGCCUAGCAAAUUACUUCGAUGAGUUCCUGAGUGCUAUCAAAGUCUUCGGCUAUCUGGAGAGGCCUGUCUUCCACGAGCUCACGAGGACCAUGCAGACCAGGAAACUGAUCGCUGGCGAGACCCUUCUACUUGAGGAAGAAAAAGGCUUCUGCUUGGUGGUUGAUGGCCUCGUCCAAAUUUUUGUCAAGUCCAAUCGUGGACAAGACAGCGAGUCUGCAAGUGAGCUUGGCAUGGCAGAUGAAGAUCAAGUCGAAGAUCGAGCUGGGGAACACGGAAACUACCAAUUGCUCACUGAAGUCAAGAACGGGGCACCCAUGUCUUCUCUAUUUUCAAUUCUUGCCCUGUUUACAGAGAAUGUGAAGCUAAGGUUCGACGAAGAUGAAGCACUGAAUACCAGCGACUCGAGUGGCAACCUCAAAAGUCAACUUCGCAUGAAUCAGCAAAAUGAUCGCGGAACGCCCGAUUCAGGCACGGAAAAUGGUACGCAAUGGACGGCAGGUGGCUCGUCACGACCUGUUUCGAGGCAAAGGGCUUCCUCUACGGUCCAGCUUAGUGGUUACCCCUAUUCGUCGAGAGAUCCACCACCACUUACCUUGGACGGCAGUGGCAGCACAGAUGAUGGUCCCCAACAACGAUCCAGUCGCAGAGCAAGUUACAUUCACGCCGAGCAUCCUCGGGCCAGAAAAAGGAGAAAGGCCUCUGCUCAUCCAGAUAUUGUUGCUCGGGCUACAGUUGAUACCACAAUCGCAAUCAUUCCCGCCAGUGCUUUCCACCGGAUUACGAGGAUUUACCCCAAAGCCACAGCGCACAUUGUGCAAGUCAUCUUGACCAGAUUGCAACGUGUCACACUAGCCACAGCAAGCUCGUAUCUGGGGCUGACCAGUGAAGUGCUUCGAACCGAACGCCUGAUGGAUCGCUACACGAACUACGACUUGCCCGAUUUCCUAAGAGGCGAAGCGUUGUCAAGACUGAAAGACAAGUUUCGGAGAGACCUGGAGCGGGUAGAGCCAGAGGAUCUCACGAAAGGAAUUGCCUUGCACAACCCGCGAAUCACGCAGCGGAGGCGCGCGAGCAGCUCCUUGCAUAGAGACGUAGCGAUGCGAGCACGCAUGAGUGCUCAGAACGGUACUCUGAACUCGGCAGAAGUUGGCGGCGAGCGUGGUGGCAUGAGUGCCGGCGAUCUACUCACCAACAUUCACACACAGCGAUCGCCUGGUCGUGCUAGAGGCGAACGGGGCAGCUUCUCUCAACCUUAUUCGACCCCACGAACUAAUGGAGAUGUGGAAACAUCAGUCAAGAGUCAGGCGCGGGAGCACUUCUCUCCACGUCUGAACCCGCGCGCUACGCUACAUCGACAAGAGUCAAUAGACGAGGAUGCGAUAUUCCGUGAGUCAAUCAUGGACUGUAUGGCGAAGGCCAUUGGUCUUACCAACUCGAAAGACGGCAUCAAGAGAUCAGAGUCUGUGGCUCAAUCGCCAAGGAUGAUGUCUUUCGACAGGAGAAGCCAGAGUGCGGUUUUCAACAACAAUGCUUUCGGAUUCAUGGACCCUUAUGACGGCUCGCAAGACGAUGGUGAGUCAGUUGCUUCCGCAUCUGCUUUCAGCAUCGGCGGAUCUGCAAACAUCAUGGAAGAUCUGAGGAAUGAGGUUGAAAUUGUUUACUUUCCUCAAGGCUCAGUGUUGGUGGAGGAGGGCGAACGCAACCCUGGAAUAUACUAUGUCAUUGACGGCUUCUUGGAUGUCAGUGCUUCUGUGGAAGAAGAGGGACAUUCGAAUGUCCUUGGUACUCUCGCUCAGCCAGGUGGCCCUGAAUUGCCGAAGCUACAAGGAACAAAAUCAUCACAAUCCAACAAGAGAUCGUCUUCGGUCGGUGUUUCUGAGCAUCACAGACGCCGAAAGUCCGGCAGAGUGCACAAGAGCCUCCAUCUGAUCAAGCCCGGUGGUCUCGCUGGCUACUUAGGCACAGUGUCGUCUUAUCGAUCGUUGAUCAAUGUCACUGCUAAAACGGAUGUCUAUGUCGGAUUCCUGCCACGGAUGGCCAUUGAGAGGAUCGUAGAGCGGCAUCCGAUCGUCCUGUUGACAAUGGCAAAACGAAUGACCAGCCUGCUACCACGUCUUAUUCAGCACAUCGACUUUGCACUAGAGUGGGUGCAGGUGAACGCUGGACAGUCGAUCUACAAUCAAGGCGAGGAAAGUGACGCAAUUUACAUUGUGCUGAAUGGCCGCCUUCGCGCGAUCCAGGAAAUCGACGAUAACAAGAUGAAGGUCAUCGGUGAAUACGGCCAAGGUGAUAGUGUCGGAGAGCUGGAAGUGUUGACCGAGUCGACCAGACCAGGUACACUGCACGCGAUCCGAGAUACUGAGCUUGCGAAAUUCCCCAAGACACUCUUCAACAGUCUGGCCCAAGAGCAUCCCGGCAUCACAAUCAAAGUGUCAAAGAUCAUAGCGUCCCGCAUGCGGGCGCUGAUUGAAAACCCGAUGAACGAGCAUGAGAGCUACAACAAACUUGCUGUCGAGAGACCAAAUCUGACAACCACGUCCAAUCUUCGCACUGUAGCCGUGAUACCAUGCACGGCCGGCGUACCUGUGGUGGAGUUCAGCAACAAGCUGCAGGCUGCCUUGAAUCAAAUCGGUACGCCCAAUGGCGUUUCUGUAUUGAAUCAAGGCUCCAUCUUAAAUCACCUCGGGCGGCAUGCGUUUAGCAAGAUGGGCAAGUUGAAGCUGACGCAGUAUCUAGCCGAUCUGGAAGAGAAAUAUGGCAUAGUUAUCUAUGUCGCGGAUACCAGCGUCAAGUCGCCAUGGACACAAACUUGCAUCAGCCAAGCUGAUUGCAUCUAUCUUGUUGGUCUUGCCGAAGGGUCGCCGGCCAUUGGGGAAUAUGAGCGAUUCUUGCUCACGACCAAGACCACGGCACGCAAAGAGCUUAUCCUGCUCCACAGCGAGCGCUACUGCCCGUCCGGCACGACCAGAGCUUGGCUCCGAAACAGAUCAUGGAUCAACGGCUCUCACCAUCAUGUGCAGAUGGCUUACCGAGCUGCACCCGAACCAGUCCAUCCUCACACUGCUGGCAAGCGUUUGGGGAACGCCAUCAAGCAACGCGUACAAGUGAUCCAAGCUGAGAUUCACAAGUAUACGUCGCGGAAAGUGAGACAGACCCCUCUGUUCUCCGCUGAGACGCCUUUCAAGGGCGAUUUCCACCGCCUAGCGCGUCGGCUAUGUGGCAAGUCAGUUGGGCUCGUCCUUGGUGGAGGCGGCGCUCGUGGUCUUGCCCACGUUGGCGUGAUCCGUGCCCUGGAGGAGGCUGGUCUACCAAUCGACAUCAUCGGCGGCACCUCUAUCGGAGCUUUCGUGGGAGCCGUUUACGCCCAGGAUGCAGAUGUCGUUCCCAUGUAUGGUCGGGUCAAGAAAUUCGCAGGGAGGAUGGGAAGUAUGUGGCGAUUCGCUUUGGACGUCACGUACCCCUCAGCCUCGUAUACAACGGGACAUGAAUUCAACCGCGGCAUCUUCAAGACUUUUGGCGACAGCCAAAUCGAGGACUUCUGGUUGGAGUACUAUUGUAAUAGCACAAACAUUUCGAAGAGCAGACCGGAGAUUCACACCAGUGGGUACGUCUGGCGGUACGUGCGCGCCAGCAUGUCGCUAGCAGGAUUGCUGCCCCCGCUCUGUGAUGAAGGUGCAAUGCUGCUCGACGGAGGCUACACGGACAAUCUCACCGUUUCGCAUAUGAAGGCUCUGGGCGCAGAUCAGAUCUUUGCGGUCGAUGUUGGCUCACUCGACGAUGAUACACCUCAAGCAUACGGCGAUUCUUUGUCUGGAUUCUGGGCUUCGCUCAAUCGAUGGAACCCUUUCAGCUCAUAUCCUAAUCCGCCAACGCUCAGUGAGAUCCAAGCACGCUUGGCGUAUGUAUCCAGCGUUGAUAAUCUCGAACGUGCAAAGAACAUACCUGGCUGCAGGUACAUGCGGCCCCCAAUCGAGACGUACGGUACACUGGAUUUCGGAAAGUUCGAUGAGAUUUACCAAGUCGGCUAUCAAUUUGGGAAAAAGUUCUUAGCCGACCUCAGAGAAGAGGGUGUGCUGCCUGGCUUGGAAGCUGUGAGCGAAGAAGAGCGGAACUUGAGGAGGACGAUGGCGCCGAGAAGAGCAAGUAUUUGAGAUUAGCGACAGAGCUGAAGCUGUUUACUGGAGGAAGGCUGCUGCAACAAUACCGACGAUACCCACACAUUAUCGAUAUACAGGCAUUAUUACCGCA